This is a messenger RNA of Phytophthora nicotianae INRA-310, 114 nucleotides long. RefSeq lists its product as hypothetical. The record is from RefSeq and is a predicted model, not a curated record. The transcript has a single exon. NCBI's taxonomy places the organism in Eukaryota, Oomycota, Peronosporomycetes, Peronosporales, Peronosporaceae. The coding region runs from base 1 to 114 and encodes 37 amino acids.
AUGACGAGCUCAGAGAUGGUUGAAGAUGAUGCUACAGUGGAAGCGGAGCGACAGCGAAAGGCUGACGUGAUGGCUGCCAGUGCAAAAGCUAGAGCCACCAAUGCUCAGGCUUGA